This is a messenger RNA of Pelmatolapia mariae (spotted tilapia), 10840 nucleotides long. RefSeq names its product zinc finger protein, FOG family member 1 (gene zfpm1). The record is from RefSeq and is a predicted model, not a curated record. Lineage: Eukaryota; Metazoa; Chordata; Actinopteri; Cichliformes; Cichlidae. The transcript is spliced from 7 exons. The coding region runs from base 2887 to 6492 and encodes 1201 amino acids. Gene Ontology annotation, cellular component: nucleus. Gene Ontology annotation, biological process: erythrocyte differentiation; heart development; negative regulation of transcription by RNA polymerase II. Gene Ontology annotation, molecular function: RNA polymerase II-specific DNA-binding transcription factor binding.
GGUCAGCUCUGCAAAACCAGGCACGAACCAGCGGUAGUAAUCAGCCACACCCACCUCUUCCCUUUUCGUAUUGGGGUGUGGGAAAGAAAUGAUGGCUGUUGUUUUCCCAACCUGUGGGUGCACCUGCCUACCUCCCAAGUGGUACCCCAAAUAUUGUACCUUCCUCCAUCCAACUGCACACUUCUUUGGGUUGGUUGUGAGCCCAGCCUACCUCAGGGACUCCAGGACCACGGCCACCUGCUGCAUAUGCUCCGCCCAAGUGUUAGUGUUGAUGAUAAUAUCAUCCAAGUAGGCAGCAGCAUUUGCAGGUUGUGGACGCAAUAAAUGGCCAUGAGGCGCUGGAAAGUGGCCUGGGGCACCUCCCACACUGCAAACAACAGAGGGCCUAACCAGCGAUCCCAGUUGAGUUCAUCCUCAUGAGUGAACUUCUGAAUCAUGGACUUUAAAGUCUGAUUCAUCCGCUCCACCAGCCCGUCAGUCUGAGGAUGGUAGACGCUGGUCCAAACAGAAUUAAUGCCCAGUAAUUUGUACAGCUCUUUUAGUGUGUGAGAAAUAAACUAUGUGGCCUGGUCAGUCAGUAUUUCUUUUGGGAUGUCAACUUAGGAGAUGACCAGAAAUACUGCCUACGCCACAGAAAUGAUAUGCAGCGCCAUUGCUUCGGGAUAUUGUGUUGCAUUAUCCACCAGAACUAAUACAAUCCAAGUGUACUCUGGUAAAAUGGCCCAAUGAGGUCCAUACCAAUGCGCUCAAAUGGGUCCUUCAUUAAUGGUAACGCGCGCAAAAGCUGUUUUGGAAUCGGCGACUGGUUAACCAGCUGACACUCCAUAAAAUCGGGCCAUGAAUCGAUCCAGAGUUUUUCGUGUCCCACAAGCCCUACCAUGGGGUUGUAAUGAGCCGCCUGGAAAAUAAUUUCCUGACGGCUUUCAGGCAUCAACAACUGGGUGUGUCCCUCUUCCUAGGGUGUCAUCCCGCUCUAGUGGGGUCUCCUGUGGAGUGAACCACUGGAGCCAGAAGGGGCUUACAAGAAGUCCCUGCCGUCUCCUUGUCCCCAGAGACAGCAUCAAACGACCCUGCAUCACCGCGUGCAGCGCAGGCACUACACGCUGCUAAAGGUCGUGAGCACAUCCCUACACACUCCUCUAAAGGUUAUUAAACCUCGGCCAAUCUGUCCCCAGAAUUAAGGGACAGAUUGUUAGGCGUUGGCUAACUGCAGCCUUUACUUGUUUAACCAUUUUGUCCUUAAAUUUGAUCUGCAGCGGCACUACUGCAACGGGAUAUUUGUGAAAGUCCCCUCCUGACCUUCACCCACUCUGCCUCCAACAAUGCCCCUGGUCGAACCAGGGUUUGGUGCAUAUAGCCCAAAUGUUAAACUCUAUUUUACUCGCAGUUAAUCAGUUAGAACUAGAGUUAAGCUGCAGUUUAGUCACAUGUUGAAUAUGCUUUUUUUUCCAGAAUGUUGUCUGGAUGCCAAAAUAUGAACAAAUUCUAUAUAAAGGGGUAGGUGUGAAUCUAACCCUGAAUCUGAACCUAAGCAGGUCACCGGUAACCUGGUGGAUGUUAAGAGAUUAAAAAAAGAACCCGAGUCACACAAUAAAAAAUUCAGCCCAACCUGACCCAAGCACAGCAGGUCGGGCCAGCUCCUGUUGCGUCUGGCAUCAGGCAUCAGUAUCAUACUCUUCUGUUCACAGGGGCAGAAGAACGAGAAAGCACGGCUGGUUGUGGUGUGUUUUCUGAGUGCACAACCUGAGGUUGAUAAAACUGAUACCAUCAGUUACUAUCGAAUGUUCUCAGUAUAGCACCUGUGUGUUAUUCGUCAUACUGGGCUGAGUUUAAUUGCAACUCUGAGCUCUGAGUUAAGAGAAAAACACCACUUCCUGUGCGCCUUUGCCACAAAACUCUCUUUGACAGCAAAAACAAUAUCUCCAACCGCUCCUUGGCUUGUAAGGACUCAUUUCAUUGAAUUAACGUCUACUUUUUUUUCUUUCUCCAAACCGCACUUCUGCCUGCUUUUUUUCUUCCCCCUCCAUAACCCCAAACCUACCACCAUCACCUCCUUCACCCACUCACCCACCCCCAACCGGCUGUGGGAAAGCCAUUUUAUCAGCGUCUGUCCGUUGUUCUCUGGUGGGGAUAGAUACAGAGAAGAUAGAUGAGUGUUUUGACAUGGAGAGUGUUAGACAAACACUCUUAUCAGGCCCGCCACUUUAGGCCGACCCCCUGCCCCCCCUCGAAAAAGCUCUUGGUUGAGCUGAGGGGGAGCUGGAGAGGAGCGCAGGCAGAUUUUGUAUGUAUUUUGAUCAGAGAAGUAGGUGGACGGUUAUAACAAGAGAACUCCUCAAUAAGCAGACCCCAGGGCUGCUUGUUUAACUGCAGCAGCUGCUGUUAAUCCCAUCUAGUCAGAGUUCCCGUUACAGCACUCACUUGCAGUCUUGUUCAUUUAUCCUCAGAUGUGCAGAGACUCCUCUAAACGAGAGACUCUCACAGUCCGAGCUGUCUCUAAGUUUUUAAAUAGAUGGCUCAGUCCUCCAUGCCUGCCGGCUAUCUGCCUCUAUCUGGGCUGCAGCGGGCUCAGACCACAGCUGUCACUGCCAUCCUUCUGCACUUAUCUUUUCACUUUGAGGAAGUACACAAGAAGUUUCCCCUGUUUGAACCGGCCAGGACAGAAAGCGCUCUGCUUGUAUCAAACUCCCCCUGCUGUUGAGCUGCUGACAGUAUUUUCUGUUUGGGCUGAGCUCCUCUGAGGGUUCAGGUCAAGUUCAAGCCACAUGCUGAUUGAGUUUUUUGUCUUUUGAGCCACCCAUACGGCCUGCACUGUGGCUCAGUUUGAACCCGCAGGUUUAGAUUUUAGCCACAAGUCACAAAACACUGACCCUCAAAGCUUUUCUGAUGAAUGAUGACCUGGAGCUAAGUGAUGAAGGUGGCGACAGCAGUGUGGUGACAGUAAGAGACCUCUCUCCAGACACAGUAUGGGGCCCCUACCCAGGAAUCGUCCAAUCACAGAGCAGCACCGAUGAGCAGGAGACUGAGAACAUUCGAAUGACCGUCGUGUGUGAAGAUCCAGAUUGUUGGAUUAGUCGCCUCCCUCUGACCUCCGACGCCUCUGCAGCAAACUGCUCUAUCUACAGCCAAGGCGAGGACUUGUUCUGUAAGGUGAUGAAAGAGCUUACGGCCGGUGAAAGGCUCGUGGCGUUCGUGUCUCCUGUUCCUCUGGGCUCCUCCUCUCCGGUGGCCCAAGGCUCUCCUCCACUGAGCCUUGUCGCCCACAAACAACCUGUGGUGAAGGAGGAGCCGUCGUACCCGGCGGCGCUGCACUCAGAGAUCCAGCUACUCCCGCAGCAAGCUGGCAUGGCAGCAAUCUUGGCUACUGCUGUUGUCAAUAAGGACAUUUUCCCAUGUAAGGACUGUGGGAUCUGGUACCGUAGUGAGAGGAACCUGCAGGCCCAUCUUAUGUACUAUUGUGCCAGCCGUCAGAAGCAGCCAGCUGCAGCUUCCUCCCCUCCACAAGACAAACCCAAGGAGUCCUACCCCAAUGAACGCAUCUGCCCCUUCCCACAGUGCAACAAGAGCUGCCCCAGUGCCAGCUCACUCGAGAUUCACAUGCGCACACACAGUGGCGAGCGUCCAUUUGUCUGUCUCAUCUGUCUGUCAGCAUUCACCACUAAAGCGAACUGUGAGCGGCACCUUAAGGUCCAUACGGACACCCUGAACGGGGUGUGUCACGGCUGCGGCUUCGUCUCCACCACGAGGGACAUCCUCUACAGCCAUCUGGUCACCAGCCACAUGGUUUGCCAGCCUGGAUCUCGCAGUGAGGUGUACUCUCCGGGGCCAGGUCUCCCUAAGCUACCCCUGUCCAUUGGUCUGAGUCCAGGAGACUCUGGUGUUGUGCUGAAGUGUCAAGUUUGUGGCCACAACGCUGACUCACCUGCUCAGCUCCAGCAACAUGUACGAACUCACCUGGAAGUCAGGGUCCCAGCUGAAAGAAGCCCUACUCCUCGUCAGAGUACCCCAUCGUCGGUCGACCACUCCCAACCGUCUCCCCAGGAGAAGGAACCCCUGGCUUCAUCCAGUCCAGGCACAAAUGGAGGCUCAGCCACUCCUCGAGACUGCAGUCCUGCUGAUGACCAGAUCAUGGAGUUAAAGAUCAAAGAGGAGCCUCAUUCAGAUUCAGACACAGAAGAGCAGAAAAUGGAGAUUAAGGAGGAUGGAGAGGAGGAGGAGAUGGGUGGAGAGGAGGUAGAUCAAGAGGCAGGAAGGAACAUAAAAGAGGCGCAAACGACCUCCUCCAGCCAAACAUCGAACUCGCCGAAGAGUCCAGCUACAACAACAGUGAAGGCAGAACCCACUAGUCCCACCCCUGGUUCUAGCCCCGCCCAUAUGGGAGGUGCAGGCUCAGUUGUUCCAGGAGGAGCGCUGUUCCUGCCUCAGUACAUGUUUAACCCCGAGGCAGCCAUCUUGCCUCAGGCCUCGGAGAUCCUGGCUAAAAUGUCAGAGAUGGUCCACAGUCGCCUAAAGCAGGGCCAGACGGUCGCCCAGAACAACGCCGCAGCCUUCUUUCCUUCUGGACCGACUGCACCCACGGCAACAGCCACUCCACCUCACAAAGGAGCUACCUGCUUCGAGUGCGAUAUCACCUUCAAUAACAUAAACAAUUUCUAUGCACACAAGAGGCUUUAUUGCUCAAGCAGGCAUCAAGGCGAAGGUGCAUCCUCAGCCUCGGGCCCCGCAUUGACUAGAGACGCAGCCUCGGCCGCCGCGCCUUCUGCUGGGACAUGCGGCUCAUCUGCAUCUCCUCAGGGCGGAGCAUCAAGUAGGGCUGCCUCUGCCUCGCCGUCUGACUCCGAGCCUCCUGCAGGAAGUGGAGCAGCAGAAUCCAGGAGGGUGCUGGAGGUGAAGACUGAACCUCCAGCGGGGAGAGAGGGAAUCUCGUCCUCCUCUGAAGGGGAAGGUGCUGGUACGAGUGUGGGAGGAGGAGGAGGCGGAGGAGGACGAGCAAGUGAAGGCAGCCAGAGUCCUGCUAGCGGUUCCACAGAGGACCUUGAGGACGAUCCCAACAGAACCUUCUGCGAAGCCUGCAACAUCCGUUUCAGCCGUCACGACAACUACACUGUCCACAAACGUUUCUACUGUGCGUCGCGCCACGACCCGUCCAACCAGAGAGCCGUACACAUGGCCAAGACGACCAACACAGCCGCCUUCAUUCCGCAGCCCAUCCGAACACGCAAAAGAAAGAAGAUGUAUGAGAUUCACAUGGCAAGAACCGAGGCGUUAGCUAAUGCUGCCGCUGCAGCAGCAGCGGCAGCCACUGCCGCCGCCUCUGCUCCAUCCCCCUCGGUUCUGGGCUUGGUAGUAAAGCAGGAAGUCUCUCCCAGUGGUGCAGGUGGCUCAAGCCCCGAAGGAGAUGGCCCAAUCGACCUGAGCAAGAGGCCCCGUCUCAGAGAGGCUCCACGGCACAGCGGCAGCGGUGGCGGCGGCGGCAGCAGCAUUCUCCCAGCUCUGCCUCUCACCGACUACCACAAGUGCACAGCCUGCAGCAUCAGUUUCAACAGUAUUGAGAACUACCUGGCUCAUAAAACAUACUACUGCCCUGCCACCACCCUCCAACCCCACACUUUGGAGCAGCUUCACAGGCUCAAGAGAUCAGCCUCCACCUCUCCAAAAAGCAGGCCUCAGCAGGAGCGUUCGGAUCUCCUGCACCCUGUGGAGAAUAAAGCUCACCCAGCUGAGUGGGUGGCCCAGGCUCAGGGCACGUCAUCCAGUCCUCACACCUCUGCCUUACCCGCCUCGGACGCUGCAUCUCCUUCACAUACAAAUACCACACUUGCAGCCUCUCCAGGAGCUGGAGCCAAAAGCGUGGUCACGGCUUCUGCUCAGAUGGUCUGCCCAUACUGUCCCAACAGGCCCAUCGCUGGUGACUUGAUGGAACAUUUCAAGACUACCCACGGGCUGGUCGUAACCAUUCAGCCACCCCAGGAGACUCUGCCCCAUCUGGGCAGAACAGCGAGCCGCAGCCCGAGCCUGAGUCCCAGGGACGGAGCCGCUGCAGCGACUUCAGCCACUCCAACCAACCAGGCCAGACUUGUCUCUCGAGUUCACAGAGACAGCAUCAACGGGCAGGGUAGGAGUGGUACAGCUUCCCCCGUUUCGCCCCUGGUGAACGGCAGCCCCUCCGCCGGGGGCGGAUCACCGUUAGCCAGUUCUCCUCUGCCUGUGUCUCCCCCACGGGCUCCGUCUCUGACUUUGUCACCUGUGCCUGAGGUCCUGAGGGAGAAGCUGGGAUCGUCACACGUUCCGGACAAGGCCGCCCAGACCGUGGCCUCCCACGCGAUCCCUGUACCCAGCGUCAGUCCUAAAACCACCCCGGUCAUCUCCCCUGUGCAGAACGGUAACUCGCGCUUCUGUCGGCUGUGCAACAUCAAGUUCAGCAGCCUCUCCACAUUCAUAGCUCACAAGAAAUACUACUGCUCUUCCCACAGUGCCGAACACGUUAAGUGAGCUAAGACACUUUUGAUCUUUCCCUUCCCUUUCAUCUUUCUGAGCGGAAGUUUUCCUUCACUAAGUUUUAAAUGGCUCAGAGGGUCCUCCUCCUCCCCCGCCAGUGUCCCACAUAGGUGCCAAAACGGUGCUCGGCUGGCAUCACCACGAAUGACAGUGAAUGACUGUUACUCACCUGGCAAGGCCUGAUGCCUGGCUCCUCCAGAGCAGAAUUCCCAGGUGGUGUUACUCACAUACAGAAACUGAUAUUCCUCCUAUGGGUCAAAGUGUGUAGUACACUAAGAGCUGAGACACAUGCUACCUGCACACUGGUGUGCCCUCGUCCCGAAGAUCACUCUUUGUACACCAGUCGCUGAUUCAACACUUACCACACCCUCGCCUCACAGUAGUGUUAUUAUGGGACGCUAAAUAGAUGUAUGUCAACAACCCUUUUUUCUGUCUCUGAACUGAGCUUUUCAUGGCAGUAAUUCCAUUCUGACUGAUGAUGAUGAUGAUAGUGCAUCUCCAGUGUUUCCCCGCCCCCUGAGCUCUUUUACGUUCCCAGACCUAAACGGAGGAAUCAUUUCUCUUGUCUGGAAAAAAAAAGACUUGAUCAUUGUUGAUGUUUUUAUUAUCUGUGCAUAGUGUAUGAUGUCUGAAAAGAAAAGAAUUCUAUGCUUUUGGGUUCAACACUGGCUCUUUUCUGCUUACUAGAGAAGCUGAGGCAUUUUAGCUGACACACAGAUAUGUGCUAUCAUGAUGUUACUAAUUACUGAAGGAUAAUAUUUCAAAAUGGGACUUUUUUUUCCUUUCAUACACACAAAUUUUUAUUUUCUCUGUAAAAAAAUGCAAGGAAGAAGAAAAAAGAUGUGAAAUAUUUAUCUUUUAGUCAUCACUGAUUUCAUGUCAACAGAAAACUACCUACUUAGUGUCCGAGAGUAUUUGUAUUUUUUAUUUGUAUAUUUUUCAUACUGUUGGAAAGAACUGUUUGGAUCUGGGUGUGUUGAAGUGAAUUUUCUAAGUGUAGAUAUGUAAUAUCUUUUCACAGUAAUCACUGGGAUCACACUGAACUUUAUCAUCUUAGUAUUUCUCGUUCUGUUAAUGUGGGCUGUAAUCGAUGCCGUCUGAAAACCAGCACAGCGUUUCUUUUUUUUGUCUUUCUGUUUUUAACCCCACGAUUCAUGCAGAACAGCCGUUUGUUUCCAGACCGUCACGUCCGAACAUUGAAGGGAGCUCGUUGGACACCGCUGCGUUCACACUUUGGUGAGAGUGACGAAGCUUUCCAGAUUUUUAGGUUACACGAAAAUCCACAUUUUCAGUAAGAAGUUUGUCUUCAGAUACACACACACACACACACACACAGCUUUACAUUAUUUGUUGCAAACAUCACUCUCAUACUAAGGCAUAUUUAUUAUUAUGAUUGUACUUCUCUCCGGCAAUGAAGGCAAAACAGUGAACAGUCACAUGUUGGCGUAAGACCUCACAAAAGAAAAGUAAGCACAUAUAACCAUAUGUUGUGGCUGUGGUGUGUGUGUGUCUCAUUUGUGCACAGACACACCAGAUGUUCCCAUGCUGCUGUUGCAGUUGCAAUACAGUGUUACCUAGAACUGUGAAUUACGUUUUAUUUUUCCGACUUUGAUGCAAACUAACCUGUAGCUGCCGAGGGGUAAAAAUCUGCAUCUAGAUCACAGCGUUUAUCCCCCCCCCCCCCAGCUUCUCUCAGGAUUUUAGCUCUUUUCAUUGUGAGCCAUUAAAACCGACUCAGACUUUCAAGCGACACUAAAAGUACAGUUUCAUAUAGCAGACUGUUAACAAACCCCCAGGAACCCCACCGCCAGGUCUUCAAGAAACAAAUCUAAAUGUAACGUAAUAGAACUAAAAUCAUUCCUGGUUUUCACAGACUCCUUAAAUAUUCAGCCAAAUUUGACUUCACUUUUUGGACAGUGUGAGUCGUCCAUCUUUAUAUACAGUCUGUCUUGUGAUCCUGACUCGACUGGUUUGAGGUCUCGUCCACGCAUUAAGUAUAUUUUUAAGAUGCAGCUUUCGGCCCCUCGCAGACGGUUCCAGAUGACUGAAAAUGGACCUCAUUCAGAAAUUCAGAAACCAUUUAAUGUCACGAUCCCCCGUGUUUACAUGUUUUUUUCAUGACUUUAAGCUUGUGGUUAUUUUGCCAACUUGUUGGUUUGGCAUGCUCUUAACAGCACUUGGAUUUUGUUUUUGCAUUUAAUGCAGACACAAGUCCACGUAUGUGGGAACUAAAGCUGUAGUAGAAUUUGGACCUGGUCCGAUUGAUUGGUGUCCCGGGAGCUGCAAAGAUAUUAAUGGAACAGGUGUAAUAUCACCAAGAAAGCCUUUUGUGCGUCCAUCCACACUGAAGGGGUUUUUCUGCAGGGAAGCAGUGGAUCACCUGGUUUUAAGAAUCUUCAGCUGUUUACAAAUUCAGGGGGAAAACGUGCACCUAACCACAACCUGGGGGUGUAAAGGGGCUAAAGGAGCAUCAUAUUGGGGGUCAGAGGUCACUGGAAAAGUCUCAUAAGUAACCUUUAAAGAUGUAAGAAACAUGGCAAAGCAGUUGUUUACAUCCUGCAGUCACAGCAAGAUUAGAAAACUAAAAGCAUAACCCUUUUUAUGCUGUGUUCUUUUUCAGAAUCUCCUCAGAAACUUUUUUUUUGCCUCUAAAUAUCCAGAUUUUUGUAGUUAGUCUCUGUUUUUUAAAGAUGUUGAUUCAGGGACACUGGACCAAACCAGUGACAUGACACAGUGUAGAAUAAAAUGAUCGACCAGCGCAGUUUUAAAGGAUACGUAUACCGACUCGGUGGUUUCCAUACUUUGCUUUUAAAACCUAAGAUUAUAUCAUAUAGAUUCAUUUUUCAUAAUUCCAGUUCUUUUUAAAUUUAUAAGACAUUACCUGCUCCUGUUUAGCUUGGAGCACCAGUGCACCAGACUCAUCACACUGCUGUUUACAGCCGUGGUCUUAAAAGUAGAGAGAAGAACACGCCGUGAGCCACUUUUUCACUGCAGGAACUUUGCAGGAACCUUUGGAGGAGCUCAGGGUGUUUUCACUGUUGGGACUAGGGUCUAAAUGAAGUUCUAGGGUUUUUGUUUGUUUUUUUAAACUCUGAAAGUCCCUGUUCAGGAGGUAGCCCCACCCCCAAAAAUUCCUGAGCUUUUUUGGGGGUUGGGUACUUGCUUUCUGAACUUUUCUGAUUGGUCAACUAUUCCUAACAUUUUAAGCUAGUCUAUGUCAGCAUCUGCAAAAGCUUUUAAAAUCAUUUUGCUUUAAUUUUGGUCGAGCAUUUCUAGACUUUGCCGCUACAGCUCAUGCCUUCAGUGACUGUUUGCAAAGUUGUAAAUCACGAGCAAUAGCAGUAUCGUUGAAUCUCUUCAACGCUGACUGCUGUUAUGUAGUCCCCUGUCCCUCACAUUACAUGCCAUCGUCGUCUGCGUUGUUGUAUAGUCUGCAGCUUGGGGAAUGACGGAUAAAAGCUUCCUUGCGUCCAUGCAGAGGCCUGACUUUCUUAAUCAUCACAGGUCCUCACACCACAGUGGAAAUGCAGAAAGCCAAUGAUCUAAUGAACCUUUUAGUUCCUUGAAAAACAUUCUUGGCACUAAAGGUUUUUGGUAGUUUUGUGGAAAUCAUAGCUGCAGUCAUGUCACCUAGUUACAAAUGGAGGAACUGAGUGCUGAGAAACCACCCUUAGAUCUUGCCGCCUUUUCGUUGCACUGUUGUAUAAAAACGUGCUGAAUGUUUUAGUUUUAGCUGCUUUUUUUUUCUUUCUUUUUUUGGUAACGUAUUUAUGUUUUACGGCACUUUUUCCCGUCCAGAAUGCAUCCUAGCUCUACCUUGAAGGACGUUUCUGAAAAAUUUUAGACCUUGAAUAAAACCUUUCUUUGUUUAAUUGUAAACCUUUUUUUAAUGAUUUCUUUGAUGUCUGUAACGGAGAAAAUCACAAUGAAUGUCAACACUUUUAUGUCCAUAUUUUUCAUUUCAGUUCCACUACACUCAUCCAAACUAUGCAUGGGAAAUAAAAAAAGUUCUGAGAGACACUGAUGAGAAGUGUGGCUGUAUUUCUCUCUUUGGUGUGAUUGCAUUUCUUCGACUUUUAGGGGCAGCUUUAGUAGUUGCUUGUGUCUUGUCACUCUUAAAUCACAAAGGUUCUACUUUGCAGGUUCUGUUUAACAGUUUGUUAAUUUUACAUAAAAUAUAGUAUUUGUAUAUAAAGCAGAGUAAUUCUGCCCACUAAGAAGAUGCCCUCUAGUGGAGGGUAUCACAAAAAGCAGCCUGAAGCCAUAUUAGGGCGUGAUAGAAUCUGUCAAUGAUUUUGUUUAUGUGAGUGAUGGGUCUGUGUUUGACCUGACCACCUUAAUA